UUUCUUUAUUUCAAUGGCAUUUAGACGGAUUUACGAAGACUUUAAAGAUGCAAGGGGAAGUGAUGUUGAGCUUUUUGUAAGAGAUGUACAAGUGCACGACGCAAUGAAUGGAGCAUUUUCUUUUGUUUACAGAGCAACAAUUAAUAAAGUUUUGGAGGAUGGUACUGAUGAAGAGCCUUCACAACUGGUCGCAAUAAAACGAACAAAUAUUCUAAAAGCUAAGGAUUUUCGCGAGUUACACAUUCUUCGUCGUUUGUCCUCUCAUCGUCAACCACAUCCGAAUAUUGCAAAUUUAAUGUAUUAUCAACGACGGGAAGUUAUGGUCGAGGCUGCUUAUAGUUUAGUCUUCGAAUUUGUUCCCGCAACAUUAGCUCAACUUAAAACUGAGUAUUUCGAAAAUAGAAAUGUGCUCGAUAUAAAGCUUUGUAUGUGGCAAUUAUUCGCGGGAUUGGAUCACCUUAAGAAGCUAAACAUAAUUCAUCGAGAUAUCAAGCCAACAAAUUUAUUAGUUAAUCCAACGUCAGGACGUCUUACAAUUGCCGAUUUUGGAUCAGCUAUCUAUUUGCCUCGUUAUAUUAAUCGAUACCAACUAAAUUAUAUUGUUGAUAGAUUCUAUCGCCCUCCAGAGCUUAUCUUGGGAGCUGAACGCUACGACUGUUUGUUAGAUGUGUGGUCGGCCGGUUGUGUAUUUGCUGAACUCUAUUUGGGUGAAGCACUUUUCAAAGGCAACAGCCAAAUAAACCAAUUACAAUUCAUUUAUACUAAACUCGGCACACCUACUGUUCAUGACUUAAAGUGUAUGCGUGUUGAUGUUGACACUUUUAUACCGGCUGUUAAAUCUCAAGCUGUUAAUCCAUUUCAAGAGCUUUUUACGGUAUGUAAAUAUAUUCGUCAAUUCGUUGAAAAAGCUUUUCUCUGA
Messenger RNA from Meloidogyne enterolobii, 919 nucleotides. NCBI's taxonomy places the organism in Eukaryota, Metazoa, Nematoda, Chromadorea, Rhabditida, Meloidogynidae. The record is from the annotation of a GenBank genome assembly.